Solanum verrucosum is the source of this 682-nucleotide messenger RNA. RefSeq lists its product as uncharacterized. The record is from RefSeq and is a predicted model, not a curated record. Gene Ontology annotation, biological process: regulation of DNA-templated transcription. Lineage: Eukaryota; Viridiplantae; Streptophyta; Magnoliopsida; Solanales; Solanaceae. Gene Ontology annotation, molecular function: DNA binding. The coding region runs from base 49 to 630 and encodes 193 amino acids. The transcript has a single exon.
UCUUGUUCUUAGAAUUCAAUAGAAAAUUUUGUUUGUUUUGAGAAUAUAAUGGGGAAAAGUACUCGUCAUCCAAUGGACAAGGAGAUGAUGAACAAUUUGGUGAAGUAUGUAAUGGGGAAGCCAUUUCCUCGUAAACAUACUGUUAUGGAUGUCGAUGAUGUUUACGGAAUCGGAGUAUUCAGUCCAUCACAAAUCCUUGAAUCUACCAAGGGCACAAAUAACAACAUACGAUUGUUGAUCACUUUUCAGAAUAGAGAAAACUGUAAAGUAUUUGCUAGUAAAGAGGCCCCUGGGUUUUGGAAAUGUACACCCAAACGCAAGUCAAUUUUUGAUGCCAACAAGAGGCACAUUGGCAACAUCAAAAUUUCGUGGUACUACUACUACAACGUCGAUGAUGGUAGAGACAAAUCAUCAUCGAGAUUGAGACAGAGUGAAUGGCAGAUUAGAGAAUAUUAUCUCACAUCCAAAUAUCUGCCCCAAAGCAAAGUUGAGAGGAAAAAUGUCUUAUUAACCAUGAUGAUCAAGACCAAAGCUGUUGCUAAUAAUGAUAAUAAUAAUGACGAGAAGAUGCAGAGGAUUAUUCUUGACAAGCAGGAGAUUAUGCAAUCUUUACAAUGCCUUAAACUUUAGUGAUUGAACAACAGAUUAGAGCCAGUUUCCUUUUUAGUUUAUGUUAAAAAAC